AUGAAAAACGGCAUAUUGCUUCAAAAUUAGUUAUCAUUAUCUAAAAUGAAAAAACUAUUGCUUCAAUUAGAUGAAUUGUAAGAAUAAUAUUUGGAUACAAUGGAAUAGACUUAAAUAUAACUAUCCAAUAUAAACAGUAAUUCAGAUUGUAAAAUAAAUAUCACUUAGAUUUACUCAUCCAAUAAGCCUUUUGAACUGUUAGAAACAUUACAAACCUAUUUAAUGGAUAUAAAAAAUGCAAAGAAUCCUAUAUACAUGAAAUUGAAUCAAAAAUUAAUGUAACUAAUUUUUAGCUUAAAUAAAGCAAAAUCUGUACAAUAACAAAUCAAAUAGUAGUUAGAAAUUCUAUCUGCUCUUAUGAAUAAGCUUAAGUAUAAAAAGGAAUGCUAGAUUUUAAUUACUACUUUUUCUUUGAUAUUAAAAAAACGAUAAAAAUUUCAACUUAAAUUAUUAUAAAAAAAUAAUCAACUCUCAGAUAACUUGAAUACUCUUUCUGAGCUUCUAAUAAAUUAAGAAACUAAUAAAGAUAAUCUAAAAUAAUAUUUUGAAAUAUAAACUUUAUAAGACAUUUUAGAUAAAAAAGUAGCACUCAACAGCCCUACAAAAACUUUAGAUAUAAAAUCAGAAUCUAAAACUAUCAAAAUUAAGGAGUAAGAUAAAAAUUUUGGAAUUAAUGAAGAUAAUCAAAAAAAUUUAUAAAUGUAUUACAAUUAACCAUAAUUGUAUUACAAUUAUUAUAACUAUUCAAUGUAUCAGCAAUAUUGUUACUUUAAUUAACUGAAAUAAGCUGAAUGUAAUAUCUUGACUUCCUAGUUACUCUACCAACAUUAGCCUUAUGUGUUUAAUUGUUUUCUUUAAAUGUAAUAAAAUCCUUAAUAAUAAACAUGA
Messenger RNA from Paramecium octaurelia, 888 nucleotides. NCBI's taxonomy places the organism in Eukaryota, Ciliophora, Oligohymenophorea, Peniculida, Parameciidae. The record is from the annotation of a GenBank genome assembly.